Molecule: messenger RNA, 659 nt
Organism: Chlorocebus sabaeus (green monkey)
Lineage: Eukaryota; Metazoa; Chordata; Mammalia; Primates; Cercopithecidae
Source: RefSeq, a predicted model, not a curated record
CGCGUGGCGUGCGCAAGCGCAGUAGAAGGAGGAUGGCCGCGCGCUGCCAGCCCAUCCCCCCUCUUCUCGAAGCUCGGUGGCACAGCUGGGCCACAGCUGGGCCGGGGCGGUGCCUCCGGGUGGCCCAUUCGCCCUCCUAUUGGCCGGACGCCAAGGCCCCGCCCUGUAGCUUUUCCUCCCCCAACCCUGAUUCGUCCGCUUCGCAGCCCGCUAGCUCCUCCCAGACCUUCGGCCGCCUCCACUCGCCUUCGGAUUGGCCCGCUGCGCAACCUCCUGCCCACUACGCAAACCGCGGACUGCGGAGUCCAGAACUUUGGGCAGAUGGAGGACCUUUUAUUCGCGAGGGUCGGGGGUGGGGUCCUAGGUGGGGACAGACAAUAAAUACCGAGGACUAUCGGGGUCUCAGUGCAUCCAAAACGUGGAUUGGGGUGUUCGGGGUCCUGCAGCCUGUCAGCGAGUCGGAGGACGAGGUCAAUAAAUAUCCAAACCGCCGAAGCAGUCAGAGCCGGCUCGGGCUCCGAGAGCAGCGCACGUCUGCCGUUUGCCCAUCCACGUCAGGGCCUUAGCCUGGCCGAAAGAAGUGGUCUGCGAUCCCCCACCAGCAGCAGCAGCAGCAGCAGCAUUCCCGGCUACAAGGUCCCCUCGAGCCCCGUUCGCCG